Messenger RNA from Scylla paramamosain (green mud crab), 1864 nucleotides. RefSeq lists its product as uncharacterized. NCBI's taxonomy places the organism in Eukaryota, Metazoa, Arthropoda, Malacostraca, Decapoda, Portunidae. The transcript is spliced from 8 exons. The coding region runs from base 158 to 1018 and encodes 286 amino acids. The record is from RefSeq and is a predicted model, not a curated record.
AGUAAUAGUCGAACCGAAAACGAAAACUCGUAGUAAACAAGAAACGAAUCGGCGCCAGCACGAGCAGUGAGCACAGGCAGCGGUACACCACGCCAACCUCGCCUUGUGGUGACGCGCCGCCAUUUGAGAAUAAGGACAGGACUGACCACCCUGUACCAUGAAGGUUUCGGAGGAGGAGCAGUGGAAGCUGGUGGCCGCACUAUUCAAGCAUGGGGUGAACAUCGAUGCACUGGUCUCAGAACUACCCAACUGGGGACCGGAAAAAGUGAAAUAUUUUGUCAAGUGCCACAGGAGGGCUGCCAAGAGGAAAGAGAGUGAGCAGGAGAGGCUGGGUGAUGUGGCAUGCAUGACGAACUGGCUGGCUCACACAAGGAAUAUGCAAAUUCUCCAAGGAACGUUUGAUGGGAUGAGCUCAGGACGCAUUUCAGUUUUUCACCCUAAGGACCACGGACGUCUGCUGAGCAAGGUAAUGCUUUACUUGUCUGAGGAAGAAGAGCACCCUCCCCCUUCCUCCUCCACAGACCCAGACUACAAAGAGAUAUACAGAUACUUGGGGCAGGUGUUAGCAGGGGAGGAGCCGAGCCAGCUGAGCCAGGGGAGUGCUGCCCAGGUGUUCAAGAUGCUUGCCAAAGUGGAGAAGGUGGCAAGCAAAAGCAGGUACAGGGGAAAACUGAACCACCACCUCCACAUGUACUCACCCCCCCACAUUGCUUCCCGGAAAAGAUCUGCUGAGGGCAGACAAGAGUUGGAGGAGGAGGAAGAUAAAAGCCAGGAGUGUCCCCUCUUCUCUAGUGGUGCUGAGGGAGUACUGACUGAGGAGGAAGAGAUCACAAAAUUGCAGAAAGAUGAUGUGCAUUAUGAACUGAAGAAGCAGAAAGCUCUAAAGAAGAGCGAGGAGGUGCAGGCAGCCAUGGCCGCUUCCCUCACUGACAUCCCAGGCCUCAACCCAUUUGGCUUUUCACAUGAUCUUCUUGUCAAACCUCAACAUAUAAAUGAAGAAGCCCUUGAGAAUUCUUAGUGCUGCUGUAACCACCAUAAUUAACUACACCUGUUUGUGCUUUCACUUCCACCAGUAUUUAUCAGUUACUGUUUUAACUACCACCAUUUGCUAACUGGUGUCUGGUGAAAAAAACUACCACCUUGAUUAAUUACUACCACUGCAACCACCAGUACUUGAGCAAUUACUGUUGUCACCAUCACCACUACUACUUAGUGUACUCGUAUGAUAGUUACUCUUACUACCAUACACACACUACCAGCACUACUUGUAUUACUGGCACCAACACAACCAACCACCACCACCACCAUUCAGAGAUUUUCAGGUGGCUGUAUCAGAAGCUGUGAGAGAAUCCAAACCCCCCAAAAGAUUAAGAAAACCAGGAUUGUGCAAAUGAUAAACUUUGUUCUCCAUAACUACAAACACUUAAAAUGGUUCAGGAAAUAAAGCAACUUUUUAACUACAUGACAUUGGUGUUUGAUGUUUCAAGUGCACUUCCUAAAUGCUAUACAAAAGUUUGAAUGGUGUGUAUUGAUAGUCACAUCCUAGUUCUUGUUUGGUCUUCAGCUAUGCUCUUGCUUCUUCUGCCACCACCAACUGCUUCUUGUCUUGUGAUGAUGGAGCCCAACUAGUGUCUGUCAAGUUUAAGUUUUAUCUAAAUUGAGAACAAGUGAAAAACGUUUGAGUAAACAUCUUUUGAAAUUUGUGCAUACAGAAGCAUAAAGUGAAAGUUGUAAAGCCAUUUUCUUUGAUUUUAUUUGCUAAUCUAGAUGCAUUUUAAUUUAUAAAUAGGUACAAAUACCAACAAACAGUUCCUGUACAACCACAAGACAGAAUAUGGACUGAGAAAUAAAACUUUCCUACCAA